Messenger RNA from Hansenula anomala, 938 nucleotides. Its product is annotated as C2H2-type zinc finger protein. Gene Ontology annotation, cellular component: nucleus. The transcript has a single exon. Gene Ontology annotation, biological process: regulation of transcription by RNA polymerase II. The coding region runs from base 1 to 801 and encodes 266 amino acids. Gene Ontology annotation, molecular function: DNA-binding transcription factor activity, RNA polymerase II-specific; RNA polymerase II cis-regulatory region sequence-specific DNA binding. Lineage: Eukaryota; Fungi; Ascomycota; Saccharomycetes; Phaffomycetales; Wickerhamomycetaceae. The record is from RefSeq and is a predicted model, not a curated record.
AUGCCAGCCAUUUCAAAGAAACCGGCAACAAGACCGAAGAAGUACCACUGCGAUUUUGAAGGGUGUCUCAAGGCGUACUCAAGACCAUGUCUAUUGGAACAACACAUCAGAACUCACUCAAAUGAAAGACCUUUCAAAUGUGGUCAAUGUGGCAAGGCGUUCUUUCGUGAUUCACACCUCAAAGUACAUCUGUGGACCCACUCAUCUGAUAAACCUUUGAGGUGUGAAAUUUGUUCAAAAGGCUUUGUAACAAGUCAACAGUUGGGCCGUCAUGUAAAGACACACUCAAUUGAUGAAUUUAAAUGUCCAUAUGAAUGUGAUGAAUCAUUUCCUACAAACGAUAAAUUGAGUGAGCAUAUGUUAUCAACACAUAUUAUGAGUGAUUUUGUUGAUGCAAACACCCAUCAAAUGAAGACUGAUGAAACUUUAAACAUGUUAAGAGACCAGCUAGAUUACUCAGGUAUAAGAGGAAUACCCACGUUUGAGGUCUACACUAGUCCAACACCAAAAGCUGGUGAUAUUGAUGAUGGAUCGAACGGAUACAAAACUGUGAGCAGUACUAGUACAGAUGCCUAUGAUAAUCUCAACCUAUCUAAGGGGAAAACGUUUUGGGACAAUUGGGAUGAUCAUCAUUGUAAAGAACCAAAUUGUAAAGGUUACCCAAAAUACAACUCUUUCCAGGAUUUGAUUUAUCAUUAUGAUGAAUAUCACAGUUUCAUUCCUGAAUCAUUAUUUGAAGCAUUUGAGUCCAACCCCGAAGAAUCAUCAACUGGUAGGUUUUCAAAUGAGUGGAAUCUAUAACUAAAGCUGCAAUCAGUACUUCACAGCAAUGUCUAGAACAAAUCUGCAAUGGGAUUUGACUAUGAUGGGGUGUUACAAGCCUCAUAACUGCAUCAGAUACGCUUUUACCUUAGAUCCCGAGUUAAAUUAUUAAAGCC